AUGGGCUUUUCGGACCUCGUUUUCCCGCCCUGCUGCAAGGCUGCUGAUGGACCAGGUUUCUCCCCAGUGGACUUUUACGACCUCAAUAGCGCGUACGGAACAGAGGCCAGCCUGCGGAAGCUGCUGACGCAGCUGCACGCAGCAGGGCUGGGCGCGUGCCUGCACGUGGUGGUGAACCGGAUGGGCGGAUGGGGUGAUACGAGCGGAUCGGAGCAGCAGCAACAGCAACAGCAGAUGGGGGGAGGGGGCGGGGUGCCGCCGGGAGUGGGUCCCGGCGAGCCAGGGCUGUCGGAGUGGACCCGACUCACCAACACUGUAGACGAGCCAGCAGUGUGGAGGCAAGGCGAGCAGGAGGGCAUUGACGUGCAGGCAGGGGGGCGGAGGAGCAGCGUGAUGGACCAUGGAAACCCGGCAGUGGAGGAGGACUGUAAGGGGUGGCUGCGAUGGUUGCGAUACGAUGUUGGCUUUGAUGCGUGGUGUUUCGACCUCGCACGUGCCUUUGAUCCUGCAGUUGCCCACUCGUACUGCUGGGAUACGAGCCCCACGUUUGCAGUCGCUGAUGUGUGGACGGAGAUGCGGUACCAGGGCAGCACUCUCGAAUACGAUCAAGACGCGCAUCGAGCACUGCUCGCUGACUGGGUGAAGGCAGCACGGGGCACACCUCACAUGAUUGACUACACCACAAAGGGCAUACUGCAGGCGGCAGUGCAGAACUGCGAGUACUGGCGACUCAUUGACCCCCAGGGCAGGCCUCCCGGUCUCAUCGGCUUGCUGCCUGGCAAGGCAGUCACGUUCGUGGACAAUCACUCCACGGGCUCCACACAGCAGCACUGGCCAUUCCCCGCCUGGGGGGUCACUCUGGGCUACGUGUACAUUCUGACCCACCCGGGUGUGCCGUGUGUGUUCAUUGACCAUCUCUAUGAGUGGAACCUCAAGGACCCAAUUCAGAAGCUGCUGGUGAUCCGGCAGCGCAACGGCAUUACAUCGAGGAGCGCCAUCCGCAUCAUGACGUGCAGCACGCAGCUCUAUGUGGCGCGCAUUGGCACCAACGUGGAUGAUGACAGGCUGUUCCGCGGGGUCGUUGUGAAGCUUGGACCUUCUUUUGACAUGCACGGGACUGCACCAGCCCUCCUGUUCGGCCGUCCAGUCACCCGCCCAUUCUGCCGUCCCGUCGUCCUCCCGUUCCGUUCCGUCGUCGUCGCCCUUCCGUGGCCCAUACCGUCGCCCCUCCCGUUCAUCCAUCCCGUCGCCCAUCCCGUAGCGCAUCCUCUCUCCCAUCCCGUCGUUCCCCUCGUCGCCCUCGCCAACGCCCCGAAACUCCCUCCCGUCGCCCUUCCUCUCUCCCAUCCCGUCGCUCCCCUCGUCGCCCUCGCCAAUGCCCCGAAACUCCCUCCCGUAGCGCAUCCUCUCUCCCAUCCCGUCGCUCCCCUCGUCGUCCUCGCCAACGCCCCGGAACUCCCUCCCGUCGCGCAUCCUCUCUCCCAUCCCGUCGCUCCCCACGUCGCCCUCGCCAACGCCCCGAAACUCCCUCCCGUCGCGCAUCCUCUCUCCCAUCCCGUCGCUCCCCUCGUCGCCCUCGCCAACGCCCCGAAACUCCCUCCCGUCGCCCUUCCUCUCUCUCAUACCGUCGCUCCCUUCGUCGCCCUCGCCAACGCCCCGAAACUCCCUCCCGUCGCCCUUCCUCUCUCCCAUCCCGUCGCUCCCCUCGUCGCCCUCGCCAACGCCCCGAAGCUCCCUCCCGUCGCUCCCCUCGUCGCCCUCGCCAACGCCCCGAAACUCCCUCCCCUCGCCCUUCCUCUCUCUCCGUCACCCUUGCUCUCUCUCCGUCGCCCUUGCUCUCUCUCCGUCGCCCUUGCUCUCUCUCCGUCGCCCUUGCUCUCUCUCCGUCGCCCUUGCUCUCUCUCCGUCGCCCUUUCUCUCUCCCGUCGCCCGUUCUCUCUCCCGUUGCCCUUUCUCUCUCCCGUUGCCCGUUCUCUCUCCCGUUGCCCUUUCUCUCUCCCGUUGCCCGUUCUCUCUCCCGUUGCCCUUGCUCUCUCCCGUUUCCUAUCCUCUCUCCCCUCCUCUCACGUUGCCCUCGAUGCAGUCGUCACCUUUCCUCUCUCCCCUCCCAUCACCCACCUCGGCGCUUUCGCGUUCGCCCCGAAAUGCCUGCAAGUCGCCCUUCGUUUCUCCCCUCCCAUCUCCCAACACCCUACCAUUCAGCAAUUUUCGCUCAAUCAGCGCUCUCCGUGCGCUCUCGUUUCCUUCUACCUAUUCCUUUUUAUCUCUAACCCGAAACUCUCUGUUUUUUCCCGCAGUUCUGCUUUUCCUAUGCUGUUUUUGCCGCCCCAGCAGGCACAUGUCUAA
Messenger RNA from Closterium sp. Naga37s-1, 2346 nucleotides. The record is from the annotation of a GenBank genome assembly. NCBI's taxonomy places the organism in Eukaryota, Viridiplantae, Streptophyta, Zygnematophyceae, Desmidiales, Closteriaceae.